Molecule: messenger RNA, 1069 nt
Organism: Lottia gigantea (owl limpet)
Lineage: Eukaryota; Metazoa; Mollusca; Gastropoda; Lottiidae
Exons: 8
Coding region: 7-804 (265 amino acids)
Biological process (GO): proteasome-mediated ubiquitin-dependent protein catabolic process
Cellular component (GO): proteasome regulatory particle, lid subcomplex; cytosol; proteasome regulatory particle
Source: RefSeq, a predicted model, not a curated record
GUAAACAUGGCUUCCUUGAAAGAAAUUGUUGUGAUGUAUCAAAAUCUUAAAAGAGAUUGGGAUCGAAAACCACAGAAUUUAGACAAAUGUGGGGAAACGCUCGACAAAUUAAAGGUUGCUUUGACAACAGUUACCUUUUUACCUACAGAUGAAUCUAACCCAUCUAAACAAGAACUUCUUAUAGCCAGAGACAUAUUGGAAAUAGGUGCACAAUGGGCGAUAGCUAAAAGAGACAUUCCUUCUUUUGAAAGAUACAUGGCUCAGUUAAAAUGUUACUAUAUGGAUUAUAAGGAUGAUCUACCAGAAUCUACAUUUAAAUAUCAAUUAUUAGGAUUAAAUUUGUUACGUUUGUUAUCACAGAAUAGAUUAGCUGAAUUUCAUACAGAAUUAGAGUUAUUACCAGUGAAGGAACUACAGAAUAAUAUUUAUAUUAAACAUCCUGUAUCAAUGGAACAAUAUUUAAUGGAAGGCUGCUAUAAUAAGGUAUUUUUAGCUCGUGGUAAUGUUCCAGCUGGUAACUACAAUUUCUUUAUUGAUAUAUUAUUAAACACCAUUAGAGAUGAGAUAGCUGGAUGUAUAGAAAAGGCGUAUGAGAAAAUAGCACCAUCAGAAGCUGCCCGCAUGUUGUUUUUCGAGAACCAAAAACUCAUGAAAGAAUAUUCAGAACAGAGAAAAUGGAAAGCAAAAGGGGACAGUUUCUUUCAUUUUGUAAAUGAUGAUAUGACUGAGGAAGAGGUGAUUCCAGCCAAGGAACUAGCUGAACAAACUAUAGAGUACGCUAGAGAAUUGGAAAUGAUUGUCUAACUUGGGAGAACGCAUCUUAAAAUAGCCUCCAUUGUCAAGUCAAGUGUGUUUAUAGACCCCUGUAACAUCCAGUCUCAAGAAAACAGAGAUAACUCAGACACAAGUGAAAUUAAGACAUUUGACCUCUUAAAAAAAAGAACUUGAAAGAAAACUGUGCAUUUUUCAUGUCUUUGUGUUAUUGUUCUAGUUUAUAAAACUAAAAUAAAGAAAAUUUGUAGAAAAUAAAUGUUGUUCAAUCCAUUUGAAAGUAAUAAAAACACAAGGG